AUGCAUAACUUUGUCGAAAGUGGAAUGCGAGGAGGAAUCAGCAUGGUCAGUCACCGUCAUGUCAGGGCGAACAACCCUGAAGUGAAAGAAUACGAUGAUUCGAAACCAACGACAUACAUCCAGUAUUUAGAUGCUAAUAAUCUCUAUGGCUGGGCCAUGUCCCAGCACUUGCCCGUGUCCGACUUCCAGUGGGAAGAGCCCACAGAGGAACUCCUGGACACUAUCCUGAAGUCACCGAUAGAUUCACCUCGCGGCUACUUCCUGCAAGUUGAUCUAGUCGUGCCAGAGGAGGUUCAUGACUAUCUGAACGAUUAUCCACCAGCACCAGAGCGAAUGAUUGUGACGGAAGACAUGAUGUCGCCAUAUCAGCGGACAUUGAUUGAGAAGUUGAAGGUGACGGGGUUGAACGUGCCAAAGCUCGUACCAAACUUAUGCAACAAAGCCAGCUAUGUACUACAUUAUAGAAACCUCCAGCUGUAUAUCGAGCUUGGUCUGAAGGUGACUAGUGUGAGUCAAGUGCUAUCGUUCCAACAAGAGCCUUGGAUGGAGCCUUACAUCCGCAAGAAUACGGAGCUUAGAAAACAGGCGUCAAGUGAUUUCGAGAAAGACUUGUAUAAGUUGCUAAAUAAUGCAGUAUUCGGGAAGACUAUGGAGAACGUUAGGAAACGUGUCAAUUUGAAUCUGAUGAGAGCCGAAGACGAGAAACACCGGCUCUUGAAAGCUGUCGCUAAGCCUAGUUUCGACCGUGUCGUUAUCUACGACAAGGAUCUUCUGGGGGUGUCCACCGAGUGA
Messenger RNA from Sycon ciliatum, 792 nucleotides. RefSeq lists its product as uncharacterized. The record is from RefSeq and is a predicted model, not a curated record. Bases 1 to 792 code for a protein of 263 amino acids. Lineage: Eukaryota; Metazoa; Porifera; Calcarea; Leucosolenida; Sycettidae. The transcript is spliced from 4 exons.